AUGUUGAAUCGAUCACCGAGCGACGGUAGCGUUGACUCCGGUUCGUCUACUUCUACCGCUUUGAAGCUUACAAAGGUUGGCUCGCAUAUCAAGCUUGAAACAAUGGAUGGGAGCCACCACAGUUUGAACGAUUGGAAGCCUCAGAAGCCCAGGAGAAGUGUUAGUUCAAAUGACGAAGUUGGCUUCUUUGGCGAGGAUUUCGCCAUCACCUACGAUGAUGAAUCGAGCAUAUCAGUGUCUGAAGACGGGAGUUUUGCAAUGUCUGAAAAUGAUUGCAGUGUAGCAGUGUCUGAAAUCACAGAACCUUCCAUGUGGGCAUCGUUCGGUUCUUCCUCUUGGAAUCAAUCAAAGUCCCAAGACAGCGUUAGCCUGAUCUACGGAACAGAUGCGGUUGAGUACAUCUUUGAUGCUGAAAACGAUAAGGAACGAGAAACUGAGGCACGGCCACUUCAUGAUGAAUUUCGUUCCAAUGAUCUUCCUCCUGUGCCUGUGAGAAGAAACCUUUCCUCGAAAGAAGGACAACUGGUGGAUAAGUUCACAAGUGGAAGUACGUGUGACGAUGGCAAUUGUGGGCCUCCAAGACCGCCGAGACGGCAAAGCACUUCGGACUUGCGGCCGCUAGGUGAAAAUGGGUUGUCGCAAACGAGACGAUCCAGCUCGUCAGAUUUGAUAUCGCUAUCGAGCCGUUCUAGUAAUCCUUCACACCUCCCAAUCGAGCACAGCACUUUGAAUACGCCAUUUCUUGGUGGCGACGGCUCUAUUCGAACCAAGUGGUCAAGCAUGUCAAACCUGCCUCUUGCUGCACAAACGGUGUCAAGCAGAAAUAAUCGUUGCGCUUUGUCAUCUUUACCCCAGAAAAGUUCAAAUUUGCAAGCUUUAUUACCAUGCAAACCACUACGGUCGGACGGAUUGUUGGAAGAAGAGGAGAUUGAAAUCUCAAAGAUAUGCUCGCGUCUCAAAUUUGCGAGCGAGAGUGAUCCUUCGAUUAGUAGCAACGCUCCUCCCCAGUCCCCAAGACGGUCAAGUUAUUCAAGUAAUGUCAGCAAGAAGUCAGCAUCAGUUCCAGAACCUAACACAUUGAUGAAUCGAGCUAGAACGUUUUCCAGUCUUUGCGCUGUUUCUACCCACUCCAAGCGUUUGAAGAAGUAUCCUAAUACCUUUGUUGGGAGUGAAGCUAUUGAUUUGAUGCUGAAGCAUGGACUUGCAAGAACACGAGAGGAUGCUGUCUUCCUCGGACAUCGGUUCUGUAAAGAGUACAAUCUCUUCCACCACGUGUCCUUUGAUCAUACUUUCAAGGAUGGUAACUACUUUUACAGAUUUACGAAUGGCGUGAAGGAAGACUUGUCCAUUCUUCCAUAUACCUCCCUUGAAGAGCUUCGAACGCUAGGCGAAAAGUUUUCUCAAAGUAUGGGAGUCACCAAGCACAUCAGCCUCAUGAAGACUUACAAGAAGACAUUCAUGGGCAAUCGUGCUGUGGAUCAUAUGAUCGCAAAAGGAUAUGCGUCUACUCGAAUUCAUGCAGUAUUCAUUGGCCAACGACUGCUGGAAGAGCUGAACUUGUUUCGACACGUUUCCGACCAAUGCCAAUUCAAAGAUUCCUCCCACCUCUAUCGCUUCGUAUCCGAAGAUAAUACGGAUAGACCUUCUUUGGAAAGCAAAGAAGCAGAAUUGGCUUCCGUCAUGUCCUCCAUCCGAAGCCGAAGAAGAUUAUCAUUCAACGGGUCCGAACGCACUUCAUCGACUCGUACCACAGUUCCACCGCCGCCAACAACUGGAAGCCCCAACAAUAAGAGAAGCAUGCGAGUAUCAUUCGGAAACGUCUAUCAGCGCCACUUUGAAAGAUGCCUCGAGUGCAACCCAGCUACAACAAAAGGUCCAAGUUUGGGAUUGGGUUGGGGCUUCUACGAUGUCCCACCAGUGUCUGUUGACGAUUCUCACAUGGUCCAGAAAAGUCGCUAUGGGUUCCGUGUAUCCAGAUUGUGCCGCGAAUUCAUUCUCGAGACGGAGUGGGGAUACACCAAAACCGAUAUCCGCAGAGCGACAAGGGCGAACGAGAAGAUUCGCCAAAACCGAAAGAAAUCCUUCAACAAGGUUUCUGUCGUGAGAAGCUUUGUUGCAUAA
This is a messenger RNA of Cylindrotheca closterium, 2121 nucleotides long. The record is from the annotation of a GenBank genome assembly. NCBI's taxonomy places the organism in Eukaryota, Bacillariophyta, Bacillariophyceae, Bacillariales, Bacillariaceae.